Molecule: messenger RNA, 1309 nt
Organism: Nothoprocta perdicaria
Lineage: Eukaryota; Metazoa; Chordata; Aves; Tinamiformes; Tinamidae
Product: CD48 antigen-like
Exons: 7
Coding region: 123-1109 (328 amino acids)
Source: RefSeq, a predicted model, not a curated record
GGAGAACCUCUGGAAACUCUUUUUCCUUCUAUUUUUGGAGGAGCAUGGAGCUGGCAGGGACUGCCGCAGUUUUAAAUGCUUCCAUAUGAUCCCGGUGUUCCUGUAAGAGACCRUCCUGCAUAAUGCAGCAUCCGUGCUUGAUGCUGUUACUGAUUUUACACCAGGCUCCCAAAUGCUCAGGAUCCUCAAAGAAGCUGUUUGCAGCUACUGGAUCUUCGGUGCUGCUCAACUUCAACAACGUCACAGAGGUCAUAUGGUUCGUGCAGUGGGAGUACAAAAAAGGUCCAAAACAGGAAGGAAUUGUGGAUUACUUCAAGUCAGAUGGAAAAACUGUGAUCUAUGACCACUAUGAAGGCAGAGUACAAUUCCAUACAUCCAAYGGCUCCCUUGAGCUGAGAAACGCACAAGUGAAUGACAGCGGUACCUAUGUGGUCACAGUCAACUUAAAGAAAGACUUAGUAAGAGAAAUACUACUCCUAGUUAUAGACCCAGUGUCCAAACCUGGUUUAGAGACAGAUUCAAAGCUGAUUGAUACACCUAUCAAGUUAUCUUGUGUGGUAGAGCAUCUUGCCACAGUAAAAGAUGUUGUUUGGAAGAAAAAUGGGCGGCUGCUUCACCCAGAUACCCGUUAUGUGUUUUCUGAAGACCUGAGAGUUUUGCAAAUACAGAAUGGGCAGAAAUCGGAUUGUGGCUCCUACUCAUGCAAUGUCAGCAAUGAAGUAAGCUGGGAUGAAGCAUCCCUGGACUUGAUCGUUGAUGGUUUGAAACCAUUUCUGAAGCAAGCAGAGAAAAUAUCUACCGCUGCUAGUUUCUUGGCAUGGGCUGCCACACUUGGUCUCUUUCUUCUGUACUUCCUAUCAGGAAAAAAAAGAGUUGGAGUAGUGUCCUGGAUAUGGUCUUGUUUAGGCUCUCUCGUGCUGCUGUUUGGCUCCAGCCUUCUUCUGACCAUUGCCACUGGUCUCUGGAUACAAGAGGAAGGCAUUUAUCCAGUCUUUCUUCUAAUUCUUUUCCUUGUGGUGGGAAUCAUCAUGAUGUUAACAGUAGCUGUGAUCUUAGUACUUUCCCAGGUCAUACAACAAUUUAAAGUACAACCAUGUAAGUACACAUGAACUAUGCUGUGCAAGAACAUGGAAGGUAGCAAACCUGGUAACAAGAUGACUCUUCCUGCCCCUUGGGUUGCUUUCAACCAUCUCCCAUUUUGGAGGGCAAGCACACUUACCUAGUGAGCAGGAAAUUGCUCAGCUUUUGAUUCUUGAACAGUGCUUGUCAAGCUCAACACCAUGCCUCUGGUUUGGGGGUCUUAUUCUGA